This is a messenger RNA of Cynara cardunculus var. scolymus (artichoke), 838 nucleotides long. RefSeq names its product ethylene-responsive transcription factor ERF021-like. Gene Ontology annotation, cellular component: nucleus. NCBI's taxonomy places the organism in Eukaryota, Viridiplantae, Streptophyta, Magnoliopsida, Asterales, Asteraceae. The transcript has a single exon. The record is from RefSeq and is a predicted model, not a curated record. Gene Ontology annotation, biological process: response to stress; positive regulation of DNA-templated transcription. The coding region runs from base 1 to 735 and encodes 244 amino acids. Gene Ontology annotation, molecular function: transcription cis-regulatory region binding; DNA-binding transcription factor activity.
AUGUUGAAUGUCGGAAACAAUGGUGGCGGAGGACGGCGGAGGACGACGGCUCAGGCUAGUUCAAGAAAAGGUUGCAUGAGAGGGAAAGGUGGCCCUGAGAAUGCUUCUUGUACCUAUAAAGGCGUUCGUCAACGCACCUGGGGGAAGUGGGUGUCGGAAAUACGCGAGCCCAACCGCGGCAGCCGUGUCUGGCUUGGAACCUUCAACUCCGCCCGUGAAGCCGCCAUCGCUUACGACGCUGCCGCCCGGAGGUUGUACGGACCCAAUGCCCAUGUCAACCUUCCCGACGAAGCACAUGAUUCGGCUCCACCACCGCCGCCGGCCGUAACCGAGGCCGCAAAGGAGGCGAGGUACCACCGUGCACUCGAACAAAUGAAGAAGCAACAGGAGUUUGAACGACAGAUACAAAUAUAUAUGCACCAACAGAAUCAGAAUCAGAAGAUCAAAGUCGAAAACAUGGAGAUUUCGGAUCUUAAUGGGCAAACUGUAGCCAAUUAUCAUCAUUUUCAGAAUCACAAGAUCAAUCACGAUCCAAGAAAUGGAGAGAAUUACGUGGAUCCUAAAUCGUCGACCGGAAACCUAAAUGCCAAUCUGCCAGAGUUUGACGAUUCCCGGUUAUGGACGGAGGCGGCUUCCACCAUGGAUUACCAAUCUCAGGCGAUUGAUCCAGGGAUUGCAGCAUCGACAUUCAAUGACACAAUCGGCAUUGAAUUGAACCACCCAUUGAUGGUGUGAUCGGUGAUCAUUCCUGAUGAGUAUUAAAUCAUCGAAAUGGUACGAAGGUUUCUAAGUGAGUGUGGCACGUGACACAAUAUAAAAUGCUUAUACACAAAUAAUA